Salvelinus namaycush (lake trout) is the source of this 2839-nucleotide messenger RNA. RefSeq names its product zinc finger protein 345-like. NCBI's taxonomy places the organism in Eukaryota, Metazoa, Chordata, Actinopteri, Salmoniformes, Salmonidae. Gene Ontology annotation, molecular function: RNA polymerase II cis-regulatory region sequence-specific DNA binding; DNA-binding transcription factor activity, RNA polymerase II-specific. The transcript is spliced from 2 exons. Gene Ontology annotation, biological process: regulation of transcription by RNA polymerase II. The record is from RefSeq and is a predicted model, not a curated record. The coding region runs from base 99 to 2468 and encodes 789 amino acids.
AAUAGUAGCACCAUCAUCUGGAAUACAUUUUCUCCCUCUGGCGAAAAAAAUAUAGCUGACAAAAACACAAAGAAACCUCGACUUUCAUACCUCUCAAAAUGUCUAAACUGGCGUUGUUCAAUGUGUAUAUUACUGAACGGCUAACAGCGGUGGCUGUAGAGAUAGCUGGAGUAGUAGAGAGAACAGUAACUGAGUACCAGGAGGAAAUCUCUCGUUCAAAGGAGGAGAACGAACGUCUUCGACGUCUGCUGGAUUUCAAACCGCACAGAACAGACCCCCAGCAGCUUACUCUCCCAGUCUCUGAAGAGGAGGUUCCCCCUGAGCGGCAGCACUGUGAGCAGAAGUGGAGCCCCUGUCUGGUGAAGGACCCAGAGCCCACACAGAUUAAAGAUGAACAAGAGGAAAUCAGGACCAAUCAGGAGGAAGAGCAGCUUGAAGGGCUGGAGUCUGAUACCAAAGACUCCAUAUUCACCGUCUGUGAGGAAAGUGACUGUGAUCCAAUGGAUUUCUUGAGCCAAACUUCCGAGAGCAGAGAGGGGGAUGUGUUAUGCGUCCGCAUUCCCCAAGAGAUCAAAACCGAGCCUGAUGGAGAGCUCUACACGGUAUCAGAAGCAACCAGUGCCUCACACUCCCUCUCAGAAGGAUAUGCAGGCUGUUCUGCAGCUCACAGUGAAAACAGUGGAAGUGACAAUGAAGUGGAGAGCGGGGGACUACCGUCAGGAUCAAAGGCACUGAAAUCACCCAGAAAACAAGCAAAGAAAAGACUAAGCUCCCAUACCUCUGCUGGGAGCGGGGCGACCACAAAUGCUGCUCCUCCUUAUUGUUGCAAGUUGUGUGGAAGUACAUUUGUGUACAUUGGUCCUUUAGUUAAUCAUGUGAAAAAUGUGCACACAAAGCUUACUGCAGAAUACCGUUGUGGUGUAUGUGAAGAAGUCUUUGAGUCCAUAUCAAGUCUGACAGAGCACCUGCAAACCCACAUUAAAGCAACACGCACGUGUAAUGUUUGUGGCAAAUGCUUCCCUAGUGAUUCUAGUAUGAGAACACACAUGGUAACUCACACAGGAGAGAAACAGUAUCAAUGCAAAGAAUGUGGAAAAUGUUUCAAAAAUAAGGGCUAUAUGCACUUGCAUAUGAGGCGUCACACAGGGGAGACACCAUUUUGGUGCAAAGAUUGUGGAGAAAGUUUCACUUGUAAGGGAUACUUGAAAACACAUAUGAAGUUCCACACAAGUGAGGAACCACAGCCCACACUGAUUAAAGAUAAACAACAGGAACUUGGGACCAAUCAGGAGGAAGAGCAGCUUGAAGGGCUGGAGUCUGAUACCAAAGACUCCAUAUUCACCGUCUGUGAGGAAAGUGACUGUGAUCCAAUGGAUUUCUUGAGCCAAACUUCCGAGAGCAGAGAGGGGGAUGUGUUAUGCGUCCGCAUUCCUCAAGAGAUCAAAACCGAGCCUGAUGGAGAGCUCUACACGGUAUCAGAAGCAACCAGUGCCUCACAUGCCCUCUCAGAAGGAUAUCCAGGCUGUUCUGCAGCUCACAGUGAAAACAGUGGAAGUGGCAAUGAAGUGGAGAGCGGGGGACUACCGUCAGGAUCAAAGACACUAAAAGCACCCAGAAAAUGGGCAAGCACCCAUAACCGUGCUAGAGGCAAGGUGACCACAAAUGCUUCUCCUUAUUGUUGCAAGCUGUGUGGAAGUACAUUUGUGUACAUUGGUCCUUUAGUUAACCAUGUGAAAAAUGUGCACACAAAGCAUACGAAAAUGUGUGGUGUGUGCGAGGAGGUAUUUGAGUCCAUAGCAAGUCUGACAGAGCACCUCCAAUCCCACAUUAAAGCAACACGCACUUGUAAUGUUUGUGGCAAAUGCUUCCCUAGUGAUGCUAAUCUGAGAACACACAUGGUGUCUCACACAGGAGAGAAACAGUAUCAAUGUAAGGAAUGUGGGAAAAGUUUCAAAACUAAGGCAUAUAUGAAAUUGCAUAUGAGACUUCACACGGGGGAGAAACCAUUUCAGUGCAAAGAAUGUGGAGAAAGUUUCACUUGUAAUGGAUACUUGAGAGCACAUAUGAAGUUCCACACAGGGGAGAAAUCAUAUCGCUGUAAGGACUGUGGGCAAGACUUCGACCAGAAGGAACAACUGGAAACGCACAUGUGGACUCACCAAGGUCAGAAACCACAUGGUUGCAAACAGUGUCCGAAAAGCUUCAAGCGCAAGGAAGAACUGACCAGACACACAGCGGUUCACACAGGAGAGAGACCUUUCAAGUGCACUGUGUGUGGACAUUGCUUUGCCACCCCAGGCAACCUGACACAACACCUGACCACUCACUCUGGAGAGAAACCAUAUCACUGCAAACUGUGCAGCAGAUGCUUUAGAAACAAUCCACUACUUAAAAGUCACCUGAGGAAUCGUCACAAAUGUUAUGACAGUGCCAUAUUGGCAGAAGAUGACUUACGUUCCUUCAUAUGAUGUGGGAGUGCCCUGUAGUUAAAUGCUUCUAGGACAAAGUUACAAAAUUGAUGUUGGCUCUUACAUGAAUGUCACCUCACUGUCUCCCAUUUAACCAGUAGAUACAGAUACUAUUAGAAGUUUUAACUUCAGAAUUAUCGACAGCGAGAAUGAAUGGUGCUAGUCAAGGAACAACUGAGACCUGGACAAAUAUACUUGACUCUGUAAAGAAUAAUCUCAGCUAAAGCCCAACACAUUCAUACAGACAUGCAUACAAACUAUAAGGCCCAAUACAUACAUGCAUACAAACUAUAAGGCCCAAUACAUACAUACAUACAAACUAUAAUCCCCAAUACAUACAUACAUACAUACAAACUAUAUGCCCCAAUACA